This is a messenger RNA of Colias croceus (clouded yellow), 1748 nucleotides long. RefSeq lists its product as uncharacterized. Gene Ontology annotation, molecular function: hydrolase activity. The coding region runs from base 318 to 1457 and encodes 379 amino acids. The transcript is spliced from 6 exons. Gene Ontology annotation, biological process: GPI anchor biosynthetic process. Lineage: Eukaryota; Metazoa; Arthropoda; Insecta; Lepidoptera; Pieridae. Gene Ontology annotation, cellular component: endoplasmic reticulum. The record is from RefSeq and is a predicted model, not a curated record.
UAAAGCAAAAUGCGAUGAGUCUCCUUUCACGAAACAGUUGAAAUGUUUUCGUAAGUUCUAUAACUUUGAAAAAGAGGUUGGGUUGUAAAUAUCAUAAUCAAAAUAGGUGAAAUAGUAUUCACAAGUUACGGACAAAUCAUAUUUGCUAACUAUACUUAGCCGGAAGGUACUGAUAAGAUGUAUAUAAGCAAACAGUGGCGUAAUUAUCGUAUAGGGAUAAGUGGGGCAAUGCCCCAGGGCCCUCGAGCCUCGAGUCCUUACAGAAAUUCUUGGUCAAACUGAACUUUCCAAAAUUUCCCCCAUUUUCAAAUCAUAUUAUGACGGACUUAACGAGUCAUCGCGUUUUUUUUUUAGUUAUGUUAUUUGCCUCAGGGGCUAGGGCCCUCACUUAUCUAGCUACGCCACUGUCAGCGACUUGUGUUGCAUGGAAAUAUCUCAUUGCGGUGUUUCUCGGAGUUGUUAUUUACAGUGAAUGGUUCGUUUAUGUUGUUCAACCACUUUUCUGGAACACCAUAGAAUGUGAAGUGAAGCAGAAUUGCAUUAAAAUACUAUUUGUUGCGGACCCGCAAAUACAGGGUGAUGAGGCGGUAGCUCCUCCGUUUAGGCAUCUGGUCAAUUGGGACAGCGACAGAUAUUUGAGAUCUACAUAUUCAGUAGUUGAGAAGCACUUCAAACCUGAUGUAGUGGUGUUUUUAGGAGACCUAAUGGAUGAAGGCAGUAUAUCUACCACGACACAGUUUAAUAGUUACGUUCAAAGAUUAGCAAACAUAUUUGACCCAUAUUAUCCUGUCGUUCAAAUCUGGAUACCAGGUGACAACGAUAUAGGUGGUGAAAACGAGCCAAUAAAACAGGACAAGAUGACGGAAUUCAACAGAGUAUACUCGCAGCCCUCUGUCAUAGCGUACCAAAAUGUCUCGUUCUACAAAGUCAGCUCCAUUAGAUAUGCUAUCCCAGAACCUCUUGACGAAGAUCUGAACUAUAAGAUUGCGAUAUCACAUUACCCUGUCCUUAGGAACUCCUUUUAUGCGAAACAGGUCAUAAAUUCAAUACAUCCAGACGUAUUUUUCUGUGCUCACGAACACAAAUCAAAAUAUGUGAAACAAGGACGUGACUUUCGAAAUAUGCAGACAUAUCUACUGCAAUACAAUGAUACUGUUCUGACUAUCCCACUAAAAGAUAGUGAAGAAAUGUAUGAGAUUUAUGUACCAACAUGUUCUUACAGAAUGGGCACCAAUCAGAUUGGUUUUGGUGCAGCUAUCGUAGAUAAAAACCAGCAGCAUUUGAAGUACACAGUGUUUUGGUCCACGGGAAGAUUUCCAUAUUUAAAGAUUUAUUUAUUUUUUCUUAUCAUCAUACUCAUUUAUACAUUGUUGUGUUGUUCUUUGAGGGUAUUAGCAAAAUUCUCGCAUGUUGUUGUUAAGACGGAAGAUAUGAAACACUUACUAGAAAGGCCCUAGAUUAUUCUCUUUAAUAUUUGACGUUAGAAUCUUUAACCAGUGACCGGUGUUAUACAUAUUAGGGUGCUUUUCUACCAAUAUUGUAUGAGGAUGUGUAGCGAGGAAUGUGUUUGUAAAGUACCAAUCAUAUCGUUUUAUUUAGUUUGAGUGAGUUUAGCGUUCGAACAUAUCUUCGCACAUUAUUGGUGGGAAAAGCACCCUUAAUGGGCGGUGGUGACCACUUAACACUAGCCUGCCAAUCUGUUCCUUAACCAUACCAAAGUACCAAAUCAAUAAAAAAUACAGAAAAUA